Arachis duranensis is the source of this 1263-nucleotide messenger RNA. Its product is annotated as LIM domain-containing protein WLIM2b-like. The transcript has 9 exons. The coding region runs from base 459 to 1124 and encodes 221 amino acids. Gene Ontology annotation, biological process: actin filament bundle assembly. Lineage: Eukaryota; Viridiplantae; Streptophyta; Magnoliopsida; Fabales; Fabaceae. Gene Ontology annotation, cellular component: actin cytoskeleton; plasma membrane. Gene Ontology annotation, molecular function: actin filament binding. The record is from RefSeq and is a predicted model, not a curated record.
UCGUUUGCUUCGUUAAAAUGCUUAGUAGUGUACCAUCUAAAUUCUUUGACCCUGCAUCUGUGUAGCAAAUUGCGUUGAGCCCAACUUUUUACUACAAGUCAACUCUAGACUAGAUUGAGGCUAUGUUCAUGCCAAAGACGUCAUUGGUAUUUGCUGAUUAUGGACAUGUGAGAAUAGAAAUUGGUUUACCUGGAUUCAUUAAAGUGCACAGUGAUUGAAAGGCCAGAGUAGACCAAAUACUCGAAGUUUUUGGACUGUGGUGUUUAAAUAGCACAGUGGAUGAUCUAAUACGAUCUUUGGACAUCCUAGGACCUGGAGAGAUCAAGGACGCAACUAGGAUAUAACAGCUGUUGUUCUUGUUAUGAGUGAGCAUAAUCCAAUUUUAGAAGAGGUUCAAGAAAGAGUCGUCAGAUAUUGGGACAAGAACAGCACCAGCACCAUAUAUAAAAGAAAAAGAAAUGGCAUUCAGCGGGACACAACAGAAAUGUAAGGCUUGUGACAAAGUUGUUCAUUUCGUUGAAUCCCAAUCUGCAGAUGGCGCUAUUUAUCACAAGAACUGCUUCAGAUGCAGCCACUGCAAUGGCCGUCUCGCGAUAAGCAACUACUCAUCGAUUGAGGGAGUUUUAUAUUGCAAGCCUCACUUUGAGCAACUUUUUAAGGAAAAUGGUGCUACCUUGAUGAGGAGAUCGCUGUCAUCUGGAAAGCAACAACAGCCUGAUGUGCCCAAGAAACAACCAAGCAGACUGGCCUCCUUCUUCUCUGGGACUCAGGAUAAAUGUUCAGUUUGUAAGAAAACUGUCUAUCCAUUGGAAAAGUUGACUGUGGAAGGGGAGUUUUUCCACAAAUCAUGCUUUAAGUGCACACAUGGAGGGUGUUCCCUGAACCCUUCAUCGUAUGCAGCAUUGGAUGGAUUCCUUUAUUGCAAGCCACAUUUCUCUCAGCUCUUCAAAGAGAAAGGUAGCUACACCCAUCUCUCCAAGACAGCUUCCCUGAGGAAGCAGCAAGAAGAAGACAAGGCCGACAAAGCCGACACAACGGAAGACACAGACCCGGCCGCCGCACCCACAUCGGCAGAGGCAGCAGCUGAAGCUGAGGAUGCUCCCGUCACACCGCAAGAUCAGUAACCAUAUAAAUGCAUCCAUUGUAUGCAACCACGCUUCAUUGCCCGCCAUUAAUGUUUCUUCAUGCCUCUCUAAUUUUGAUUCUACUUAAAUUCUUUGUUCUUUUAUUUCAUUAUUCAGUUUUGUGUUAACCACAGGCGCC